Panicum virgatum (switchgrass) is the source of this 1110-nucleotide messenger RNA. RefSeq names its product probable CCR4-associated factor 1 homolog 9. Lineage: Eukaryota; Viridiplantae; Streptophyta; Magnoliopsida; Poales; Poaceae. The record is from RefSeq and is a predicted model, not a curated record. Gene Ontology annotation, cellular component: CCR4-NOT complex; P-body; CCR4-NOT core complex. Gene Ontology annotation, molecular function: nucleic acid binding; poly(A)-specific ribonuclease activity. The transcript is spliced from 3 exons. The coding region runs from base 1 to 1110 and encodes 369 amino acids.
AUGUGCGGCGUUCCUGCCUUCCCUCCGAUCGCGACGCGCUACGCCUCCAUGCCGCCGGCGCCGGCGCCGCCGUACGAGUACGACGUGCUGCACGCCUUCUCGAUGGGUUCGGCCGCGCCGUCGAAGCAGCAGCAGCUGUUGAUGAUGGCGGAGGCCGCGCGGGGGCGUCAGAUGAUGAGGACGCAGCGGCUGCAGUUCGCGCCGCCGCCGGCGAAACCGGACCGGCGGGGAGACCUGGCCGGCUCGCCCGCGAUGGCCGUCCCGACUCGGAUCAAGCUCCGCUGCGUAUCCGAGCAGCCGCCGGAGCCGGACCCGCCGCCGCCGCCCUCCCUGACGGCUGCGCCACCGCGCGUGGAGGUGCGCCGGGUGUGGGCGCACAACUUCGACGCGGAGGCCCGGCUGAUUGAGUCGCUCCUGCCCCGGUUCCGGUACGCGGCGGUGGACACGGAGUUCCCCGGGACGGUGUACCGCCCGGCGGGGGCGGCGUACACGCUCACGCCGGAGCGGCGGUACGAGCUGCUGCGGCAGAACGUGGACGCGCUGGACCUGAUCCAGCUCGGCCUCACGCUGUUCGACGCCGGCGGCGGGCUCCCGUUCGACGUGCGGCGCCACCGCCACGCGCCGGAGUCCAUCGCGCUGCUGCGGGCCAGGGGCGUCGACUUCGACCGCACGCGGCGGGACGGCGUCGGCGCGGCGGAGUUCGGCCCGCGGCUGCGCAAGUGGCUGCGCGCCGGCCUCGGCCGCGGCGGCGUCGUCACGUUCAGCGGCGGCUACGACCUCGCGUACCUGGUGAAGGUGAUGUUCGGGGGCGGGUACAGGAUGCCCGGGUCGGCGGGGCAGUUCGAGGGCGUCGCCAAGGCGGCGCUGGCCCGGCGGCGGCUGUUCGACGUCAAGGAGAUGGCGCGGCGCUGCCCGCGGGACCUCCGCGGCGGGCUGGAGAGCGUCGCCGUGAAGCUCAACGUGGGGCGGGCCGUCGGCGAGGCGCACCAGGCCGGCUCGGACAGCCUGCUCACCUGCCACACCUUCAUGAAGAUGCGAGAAAGCUACUUCGACGACGACGACAAGCUCGCGAGGGUCGCCGGUUUCCUCACCGAUGUCACGGCGUGCUAA